Molecule: messenger RNA, 1824 nt
Organism: Olea europaea var. sylvestris
Lineage: Eukaryota; Viridiplantae; Streptophyta; Magnoliopsida; Lamiales; Oleaceae
Product: polygalacturonase At1g48100-like
Exons: 6
Coding region: 285-1652 (455 amino acids)
Biological process (GO): carbohydrate metabolic process
Molecular function (GO): polygalacturonase activity
Source: RefSeq, a predicted model, not a curated record
UUGGAUAGAUAUAAGUGGCCAUGAGCACUUAUUUUUUCUGGCUUUUUCGGCUUCCAGAAACGUGGCUGCCAUCACUCCCAAUGCCUAUAUGUUCUACCCACUAAUACUGACAAAAUAUAUCAGCAAUUUUAACUUCAGUUCAUCUUCAAAACCUAGUCUUUAGACAUUCUCUAGGAGUGCAUGCGUCUGCCUACUUGGAAAACUAGACAAAUUCGUCGUCUUUCUUCGUAGUUUUGUCCUAUAAAAACCUCAAUCUUAGGAGAGGAGAAAAACUAGGCCUUGUUAUGGAAAUCUUGGGCUUUUUUGUCCUGAUUUUUCAUGUUUCUUUAUCCCUUUUUGUGCUUUCGGCUCAAUGUAGGCUCUAUGACUACUCGAUAUAUAUGCAUCAUCGUGAAUUAUCUCAAAUUUCGAUACCCCCUUCUCCUGCACCUGAACCGGCUACUUCAUCCGAGUCUGCAGCAGUUUUUAAUGUAUUAUCUUAUGGUGCUGUUGGAGAUGGUUUUAUUGAUGAUACACAAGCAUUUAAAAUGGCUUGGGAUGCUGCUUGCCAAAUUGAAUCUGCUAUUUUUCUUGUUCCUAGGCAUUACUCAUUUAUGAUACAAUCAACGAUUUUCGCCGGUCCAUGUAAAAAUGGAUUAAUAUUUCAGAUCGAAGGAAGUGUAAUGCCACCGGAUGGACCUGAUUCGUGGCCUAGAACGUUCAGUAAACGACAAUGGCUCGUUUUCUACAGAAUCAAUGGAAUGUUGAUGCAAGGUGGUGGACUUAUAGAUGGGAGAGGAGAAAACUGGUGGAAUCUUCCCUGCAAACCUCACAAAGGAAUAAAUGGGACAACCCAACCUGGCCCUUGUGACAGCCCAGUUGCUAUAAGGUUCUUUAUGAGCUCCAAUUUGACAGUACAAGGGCUUAAAAUUAAGAACAGUCCCCAAUUCCAUUUCCGGUUCGAUAGCUGCCACGCUGUGCAUGUCGAUUCGCUCUUCAUAAAGUCGCCGUCUGGAAGUCCCAACACUGAUGGAAUUCACAUAGAGAACACCAACGAUGUAAAAAUAUAUAAUUCAAUUAUUUCCAAUGGUGAUGACUGUGUAUCCAUUGGAGCCGGUUCUUAUAAUGUAGAUAUAAGGAAUAUAACUUGUGGUCCUAGUCAUGGGAUAAGCAUUGGCAGCCUAGGCAUUCGCAAUUCACGAGCAUGUGUUUCAAACAUAACGGUGACAGACUCCGUUAUCAAGCAUUCUGAUAAUGGUGUCCGAAUUAAAACAUGGCAAGGUGGAUUCGGAGCUGUAUCUAAAGUCACCUUCAAAAACAUUCACAUGGACACCGUUCGAAACCCCAUCAUCAUAGAUCAAUAUUAUUGCAACACAAAAAGCUGCACUAAUCAAACAUCUGCAGUGUACAUUUCCGACAUAAUUUACGCGAAUAUUAAGGGAACUUAUGAUGUAAGAAGCCCUCCAAUACAUUUAGGUUGUAGUGAUGCAGUUCCAUGUACUAAUCUCACUCUUUCAGAAGUGGAAUUGCUUCCUGCUUUAGGACAGAAAAUUUUGGAUCCAUUUUGUUGGAAUGCAUACGGAGAUCUCAAGAGAGUUACAAUUCCUCCAGUUUUCUGCUUGUUGGAGGGAUUUCCAGAAUCAUUACCAUCAAAUGAUUUUGAUCAAUGUUGAUAUAUGAUCAUGAUUUCAAGAAAAGAAAAAAAAAGAUGUCCAAGUAAAAUUAGACCCAUAUGCUAGACAAACUAUACUUGUAUUACAAUGCAUGUGAAAAAUCUACUACUUGAUCAACGUCAAUUGUUAAUAUAUCACAUCUCCAUAUAUCGAAUAGAUACGUAUAUCUUUA